AUGAACCGGCCGAACCGGCCUCGAAAUCGGCAACCUCGCCCCCCACGUCAACAGCAGAAUAACCAACGAGGUGACUCAUCACGGCCAUCUCGCGCACCUGCAACACCACAGCAAGCAUCAGGCACAGUCCCAACAGUACAACAAGUCAUCCCUGGAGCUUCAGUAUUUAUCAUUCUGAAAGAAGACCAGCCCACAGGAGAGGAGACAAAAGGAAUAGUGCAGGAUAUACUCACGCGGGGCAAUCAUCCACGAGGUAUCAAAGUGCGACUACAGGAUGGCCAGGUGGGCCGAGUACAGAGAAUGGGCAACACAGCUGCAGCUGUAGCGACGGCAGAUGCUGGAGGUCAGACGCAGUCAACAAGAUUUACUAUGCGAUACACAGAUGUGAGGCAAGACGAUGAGUUUGCUACUGGGCCUCCACCAAGGAGUUUGGCGGAUUUCAUACCGGAUUUUGAUGAGGCUUUGGGGAGUUCUGCGAGUGCUGCUGGCGUUGAGACGGUCAAGUGUCCGUUUUGCGAAGGGUUUGAAGGAGAUGAGGCGGCUGUUACACAUCAUAUUGAUCGGGAACAUCUAUCGUAG
Messenger RNA from Fusarium subglutinans, 579 nucleotides. RefSeq lists its product as uncharacterized. The record is from RefSeq and is a predicted model, not a curated record. Lineage: Eukaryota; Fungi; Ascomycota; Sordariomycetes; Hypocreales; Nectriaceae. Bases 1 to 579 code for a protein of 192 amino acids. The transcript has a single exon.